AUGGACGGUCGGAUCGGCCGCACGAUAAGGUGUAAUGCGGUGGAUGCACUACAGCCUCUCCGGUUGAUUAAAUUGGUACUUAUCGGAAUCAUCCUCGUACAGCCCCAAAUCGAGCAAACCUCAUCGCGAGCUUGUGAGCGACGACAACGCAACCAACAGAGGGAUGAUGAGCAUUUGGAGGAUCGAAUAAGCCAGCUGCUGGAUGAAAUUCUUGCCUGCAUUUUAUCCCUCCUAGAACUUAGAGAAGCAGGAAGAAGCAGUGUGCUUUCACAUAGAUGGAGGGAUUUGUGGAAAUUCACCACCAGUUUGAUGUUUAUCAGGUUGGUUGGAAUGCUAGCCACGAGAGAACUUACUCUCAAAAACCUGAGGUUGGAGCUCAGGGCGCUAAGGAAAAAAGCUCCGCUGCAAAAAUGGCUCUAUCAUAGUUCGGGGGACCCUUCAAGGUAGUUGGUUCGGUGUUUACAAAGGAUGAGUACGUCAAAGCUGGUAUGCAACUUCAAAGUCUGGUCUGUAAAGCGACCGAAGCUGAUGAGAAAUUGAAGGUGCUUAAGGAGUCGAUUGCUUCAGAGGAAGCAAAAAAAGCUAAGGAAAAGUUGGAAAUUUUGGAGGAGGAGACUGCUCUCAAAGCGGCUCGUAGUGUAGCCGUUCCAAAUGCUUCGAGACAAUGAUUGCUGGGGCGUUUGCUAUGAACAUCCCGUGUCAACUGUGCGAUACUGAUGGGGUAUUCAACACCUUCGUUGGAGUUCUUACUGCUGCCUGUGUCUUACUUUUCCUGCUUGUUCUUGGAUAUGCCAGAUGGAAGAAGCUGCUUGGAUCAUGAGUUCCCUCAUAAUCUACUACUCCUUGUCUUGUAUAGAUUACAGAUUUAGAGAUUUAAUUUGUUCCUCAUUCCUUGAAAAAUCUUCUAGUUAUAAACUGCGGAUCAGGUCCAUAUCAAAGUGCCUUUUGUCUGGUAUAUUUAUUUUAUAAAUCACUUGUUGGGUUAUAGUUAACGU
Molecule: messenger RNA, 995 nt
Organism: Rhododendron vialii
Lineage: Eukaryota; Viridiplantae; Streptophyta; Magnoliopsida; Ericales; Ericaceae
Product: putative F-box/FBD/LRR-repeat protein At5g56810
Exons: 2
Coding region: 1-447 (148 amino acids)
Molecular function (GO): protein binding
Source: RefSeq, a predicted model, not a curated record